Harpia harpyja (harpy eagle) is the source of this 1854-nucleotide messenger RNA. It is a transcript of the gene MANSC1, whose product is annotated as MANSC domain containing 1. The coding region runs from base 257 to 1618 and encodes 453 amino acids. The transcript has 3 exons. The record is from RefSeq and is a predicted model, not a curated record. Lineage: Eukaryota; Metazoa; Chordata; Aves; Accipitriformes; Accipitridae.
CCGGGCCGAGCCGAGGCGGGUCGCCCGCCGUUCCCCGCCGUUCCGCUGCCUUGCCGCCCCCGGACGGCGGGGCGAGGGGAGCGGGGUCAGCCCGAAGGUGCCCCCAGAAAGCCGCUUCCCCGGCUACCAGCGCUCGGGGAAGGCGGCCGCGAACGGCGGUUUCGGUCCGAGGAGGGUCCGGCCCGUCUGUGGUGAGGGGCGCCCCGAGGCCGGCGCCAUCCCAGCGCCGCCGGCACCCCGGCCGAGCGACCCGGCCAUGUCCCCCGGUAGCAGCCGGUGGCCGGUUCGCUUGCUGGCGGUCACCUGCCUGGUGGCCGGCCCGUCCCUGGCUCAGGAGUGCUCCGCGGAGAAAAUGGAAGAUACCAUCAUCGAUAUCAACUUCUCUCUGGCCCAAGGCAUCCGGGGCGCGGAGCCAGCCUACGCCCCGACCGCGGGGGCCUGCGUUCGCGCUUGCUGCUCGGGGGAGAAGCUCUCAGGAGACAAGAAGUGCAAUUUGAUGAUUUUUGACGCUCGAAGGACAAGCGCACAUCCAAACUGCUACCUGUUUCACUGCCCUAGCACAGAGGCUUGCCCGAUGAAACCCGUGACAGGAUUUGUGAGCUACAAGAUAACGAGAGACACCCAUGCGUCAGAGGAUACAACCUUCAAAAGUGAGGACUUUUCUUCAAAUGGGUAUUCUUUGUCUUUGGAUGCUGGAGCCUUUAUUUCUCAUAGUCAGACUAGCCAUCAGAAUCCUACUGCUGCUUUGCAACAAUCUGUCUUUCAUCAGGCAUCUGAACUCCUGAACCACGUGGGCAAGCAUUUAGACAACGCCGAAGUUCAUACCGUUUUUCCUGAAUCUCAAAGGGCAAAACAUCCUGAGAGCUUAGACCCCUACCCAAGGCAGAAAGUAAUUAACCUGCCGCCAAAGACGUCUUCUGCUGUUCAAAUUGGAAACCUCUCUGCUUCGUUCCCCACCACUCAGUCUAGCGCUCCUGAACACAGCAGUACUACUCUUACUCCGCUGCCUACAAGUACCACCCGACUGGAGUCUCGUACAACCUCUCUGCAUCCUCAUGGUGCUGAACCUACUCCCGUCACCACCACCACCACCACAGCUACCUUUCCACCUACCGCGACUGCUAGAGCUAAACCUGGUGUCCCUGCCACCAGCAUCGCCACUACUCGUGUUCCUCUUUCCAGUCCCACAACUUCCUCUACUUCUACAAUCAAGCAGAUGACCACGAAUUCCAGAUCUGCUACCACCCCGUUGGGGCUAAGAACUUCAGCCGUGCCUCCUGAGCCAACAGUUGUCUCUUCCAACAAUACCAGCCAGGUUACCCUCCUCUCUUUUUCAGGUUUCGCUCCGUCUACUAGUGAUUCCCCCAUGGCUUCCCAAAAUGAGCCUCAGGGUUAUGACCCCUCUGAUUCAGGAAGCUACCUGCCAGAGAGUGUUCUGAGAGGGAAAGGUGUCGUUCAGCUGGGAGAAAAAAGCAGCCUUGUAGCAGCUUUGCUUUUUGGGGUGAUAUUCCUGUUGCUAGUUAUUGCACUGACAGGGAAGAAAAUAAGCGAAUCUCUUCAGAAAAGGCAUUAUACCAGGCUGGAUUACUUGAUCAAUGGAAUGUAUGCUGAUGUAUGACGGGGAGAGGGAAUAAGAUUGUAAGGAGCAUCUGUCAUCUUUGAGAGGACAACUAUGAAAUGGAACAGUAGAUACUGAAAUCUCAGAAGAGGAUAGAUUUGGGGUUUGGCUGCUAAUGGGAAAGCGGCAGAUGGCUUUGGUGGGGAAGAGAACUGCUCUUUCUACGCUGAACUGUAAUGUCUAUCAUUUUUCAUUUAUUACUAAAUCCUGAAAAUAAACACUCAAAUCCAAGUUAA